Messenger RNA from Diutina rugosa, 1830 nucleotides. RefSeq lists its product as uncharacterized. The transcript has a single exon. Lineage: Eukaryota; Fungi; Ascomycota; Pichiomycetes; Serinales; Debaryomycetaceae. Bases 1 to 1830 code for a protein of 609 amino acids. The record is from RefSeq and is a predicted model, not a curated record.
AUGAGUUCGCUAGCGCCGCCGCCUGUCGACCCUAUGAUGUGGGGCAGCAGCAACCCGCUUCGCUCCCGAAACCCGUUUUUGACAUCUGUAACAGGGGCCGACCACUCCCGAAACCCGUUUUAUGAUGACAUCUUCAGCACGUUUGACGACGCUUCCGACAGCUUGAUGGCGCUGCCGAAACUGGUUGUGUCAGUGCCGUCGGCGUCGUCGCUGCCAGACCUGCUGCGCCCCCUGCUGCCAGCGCUGGUGGUGCUGGACGUUAGCAGUGGUACCACGGCGAUUACUACGCCGACUCGAGGCCUGAGCCCUCCGUUGUUAUCAUCGUGCGCGCCGCCGGUACCCCUGUCAGAAGUGUUGGAACUGUCGGAAAUGCUUCCAACACUCCUGGCGACGACGGCGCUGUCAUUAGAGUUAUUAUUACUCCUUGAACCCAAUCCAGUGAAACCGCCAUCAUAUUCACUGUUACCUCCCGGGGGCUUACCGCGGUUCAACGUGUUGGAUAAUUUGGAACCUGAAACGUUACCCCUGUAUCAGCCGCUGGUAUAUAAACUCGCGGUGGUUUCACGCAAACCCGAGUGGCUCUCACCCUACACCCCCGCCACGCUGAGACUGUGGAAAUACGUUGUAGCCGAGCUUAACCUGACCCAGCUUAAUAUCUACGCCAUCCCCGCCCACAUGGAAAGCGCAGUACUCCUGUUUCAGGCGCAAGACCCCUGCACCACCGGCGCUGGUAGCGCCGGCGCUUUUAGCGACUUGGCGCACUUAAACAGCGCCAUGACCACGCCGCAGGACUUGGCGAUGCACCGCCACUGCCGCCGCCUCGGCGUGUUUGGCGACCGCCGGCGCCCGGCGCUUUUGCUCCGCCUGUACUCGCUCCACCACGCCAAGUUGGGCCUCGCCACCGACUACAAAAAGCGCAACAACGUGCUUCGGGUGCGCAUGGAGCACGAGCAGUUUUUGCUUGGGUUUGACUCCGUCCAGCACUUGAUCGACUGGAACGCCGCCCUCAGCGCCGGGCGCGACGUGGCGCCGGAGAUCAACGACCGCGACAUGCCCAAGUACCGCACGGUGCCGCGGCGGCGGCGGCGCCACCGGCGCUCGGCGCUGCUGGCGACGGCGCUCACCGACUUGUUUAAUGGCCACAUGUCGCUGACUCGCCCCCGACUGGCGCUGGACCCGGCGCUGAUCUUCCGCAAGAUCAAGCGCAAAUUCUCCCAUACCAAUUUGCAGCAACAGGGGCAGAUGCCGCCGGCGCCGGUGGCGGCGCCCACUACCCACCGGGCGCUGCCGCCGCUGUCGCCGCGCCCGCACGCGCUGCUGCUGCUGGCGCUGCUGCUGGCGGCGCCGCUGCCGCUGCCCACUCCUCGUCUGCGGUCGCUGACCCGGGGCGCCAGCGACGACGACGACGACCAAGAGGAUGUGGAAAUGGCCGACUUGCGCGACUUAGAGGACGAGGAGGAGGACGACUUGGACGACGAGUUGUUGGGCGCCACCGACGCGCUGGCGCUGCCGCUGGCGCUGCUGCUGGCGCUGAGAUCGCGGCUGAGGGCGCCUCUGGCGCUGCGCUACGUCGCUGCUGGCGACAAGUGGCGCCCCGACGACGGGGAGCCGCUGCGCUACCGCUACUACAAGCAGUGCUUGCGCUGCAUCAAGCCGUUGACGCUGGACGAGACCUGGGUGGGGCGGCUGACGGUGCGCCCCGUGGCGCAGCUGACGUUCACCGAGCGCCCCGGUCCCACCAGGGAAGUUGACGACCAUUUGGGCCGCUUGCGCUCCCACUUCUUGCAGGAGUGCAUCGUGUGCCCCCAGGGGCUCGUGCCCCGAGUGUGA